Molecule: messenger RNA, 1833 nt
Organism: Brenthis ino (lesser marbled fritillary)
Lineage: Eukaryota; Metazoa; Arthropoda; Insecta; Lepidoptera; Nymphalidae
Source: the annotation of a GenBank genome assembly
AUGUUAACGUCAGUUGAUACAGAAUAUGGGCGAAUGCCGCCAAAAUAUUCUUUAGACGACUAUAAUAAAUGUUUGAAAAAGCCAAGUGGAAGAUACUGCACUGUUAACUUUGAACUAGUUUCGGAUACACCUAACGAGCUCUUAUAUAUGAUACAGGAAUAUUCCAAAGCUUCGAUAACACACUUUAAUCAUACAAGACUAAAAUAUGGAAUUUGUGUAUCGGAAAAUUGUCAAAGAUACAAAGAAAAUAUAACAGUGGUCUCAGAAUCGGUCCUUGAGGGAUGCCUAAAUGAUUCUCUUUGGAGCAAGUAUGAACUGAAAACGAGAGUCAUACAUCAUAAAUGCUUUAGCUUGACUGAUGCACAAACCGAUAUCACUACUGCUGAUGUAAUUGUAGCUGUCAUUUUAGGACUCAUUUUAAUUCUUAAUAUAGUUGGAAGUAUUUUUGACUAUUUUAAAUUAAAAAUAUUUGGAGAUAAAUCAGUACUUCUGUGUUUUUCAAUAACCCGCAAUUUGAAGCGACUUACAUGGAUACAAACUUCUGAACCUCGGCUAACGAGAUUGAAAGGAUUAAACGGCUUAAAAUGUAUCAUCCUCGCGGGCAUCACGCUGACUCACUGCAUCUGGCCAUUUUUGACUAUAGCAGAGAAUAUACGCGGGCUGGAAUUGGCAUACUAUGAUUUGUCGCAGUAUAUAUUAUUCAAUGGGGCGCUAGUGAUUCAAGCAUAUUUGGUAAUGUCGGGAUUUCUUCUUUCCUACAAAAUUCAAAUAUAUGCAGAAACACAAGAUCUGGAGUGGAUUGUAGUGCUUAAAGGAAUAUUUGUCAGAUAUUUGCGUAUAACACCAUCAUGGGCGGUCCUUAUAGCGCUGUGGGCGACGUGGGCGCGUUUUAUAGGUCCUGGACCAUUAUGGGAAGAAUCGUCAGCAGGUAAUGUGGCAGAUUGUAGUGCACGUUGGUGGGCGAGCCUCCUUUACAUCAACAACUUCGUAAAGAACUCGCUCUGUAUGAUGCACACUUGGUACUUAGCAGCGGACAUGCAGUUAUAUAUAUUCGGUUUGAUCGUUUGCGUAUUUUUGAAGAAGCCAGGGUACAAGCGGGUUGUACUAGUUUCCUUGCUUGUCAUAGGCCUCAUCAUACCGGCAGUACAUAUUUAUGUUCAGGAUUUGGAUGCCGUUUUACUUAUUACUUUAGAGCGCACAAAAGAAUUAUUUGUAAAUGACCUAACAUUUAACGAAUUGAACAGGAGAAGUCAUACCAACAUAGCUAAUUACGUAAUAGGCAUGGCGUUGGGUUAUUUAGUGUAUAGAUGGCAAGAUUUAGAUGUUAGAAAAUAUAAAAAAUUUCGUAUUCUCUACUGGUUAACACUACCUGUAGGAGCAAUACUUUUGCUAUCUGGCCGUAUAUUUUACAUGGACGCACCGAGGGAAGAUGUUUGGAUAAGGGUGUUAUACGGAACCUUCUCGAAACUAAUAAUAGGCUUACUUUUCGCUGUUUUGAUAGGCGGUACAGUUUUAAAAUAUGAAGGCUUUUAUCGUUGGUUCUUAGAAUGGCGGCUGUGGACGAUCCCCGGUCGCCUUUCGUAUAGUGCUUUUCUUUUACAUUUCUCCUUAAUAACUCUUUACACAUCGAUUCACACGACUUUGAAAACUAUGGGACCUUACGAUUUGUAUAUAUUUUUCAUUUGUAUAAUGCUCGCGACGUAUGCGAUAUCGUUGCCGCUGUGGCUGCUAGUGGAGGCGCCUUUCACUGAACUAACCAGAUAUAUCUACUCGUCAGAACCGAAGAAGAAGGAAAUGGAAGAGAAAAAUAACGAGGUGUUUAUUAUUAAGUUA